Molecule: messenger RNA, 1605 nt
Organism: Oikopleura dioica
Lineage: Eukaryota; Metazoa; Chordata; Appendicularia; Copelata; Oikopleuridae
Source: the annotation of a GenBank genome assembly
AUGCUCUCCAAACUAGCGAGCCAGGUUGGACGCACUGCUGCCCGACAUUUGGCCACCACCUCUGUCGCCACCCAGAAGGCUGGAGCAGCUGAAGUCGCCACUCUUUUGGAAGAGCGCAUCACUGGUGCCUCUGCCACCUCGGACCUCCAGGAGACCGGUCAGGUCUUGGCUAUUGGUGACGGUAUUGCCCGAGUCCAUGGUCUCCGAAACAUCCAGGCCGAGGAGAUGGUUGAGUUCUCCUCCGGUGUCAAGGGUAUGGCCUUGAACUUGGAGCGAGACAACGUUGGUAUUGUCGUCUUCGGUAACGAUCGACUUAUCAAGGAAGGUGACACCGUCAAGCGAACCGGUGCUAUCGUCGAUGUCCCCGUCGGACCCGAACUCCUUGGCCGAACUGUCGAUGCCCUCGGAAACCCCCUCGAUGGUCUUGGACCCAUCGACACCAAGCUCCGACGAAAGGUCGAUCUUAAGGCUCCCGGUAUCAUUGCCCGAAAGUCUGUCCACGAACCUAUGCAGACUGGUCUUAAGGCCAUCGAUUCCCUUGUCCCCAUCGGUCGAGGUCAGCGAGAGUUGAUCAUUGGUGAUCGACAGACCGGUAAGACUGCCGUCGCUCUUGACACCAUGUUGAACCAGUCCCGAUUCAACCAGGGUGAUGACGAGACCAAGAAGCUUUACUGCAUCUACGUCGCCGUCGGCCAGAAACAGUCCACUGUUUCCCAGCUCGUUGCUCGACUUGAGGCUGCUGGUGCCCUCCAGUACUCCAUCAUCGUCAUUGCCACCGCUGCCUACGCCGCUCCUCUUCAGUACCUCGCUCCCUACUCCGGUUGCUCCAUGGGUGAAUGGUUCCGAGAUAACGGCCGACACGCUGUCAUCUUCUUCGACGAUUUGUCCAAGCAGGCUGUUGCCUACCGACAGAUGUCUCUCCUUCUCCGACGACCUCCAGGACGAGAAGCCUACCCCGGUGAUGUCUUCUACCUCCACUCUCGACUCCUCGAACGAGCUGCCAAGAUGUCCGAUGCCACUGGUGCUGGUUCCCUCACCGCCCUCCCCGUCAUCGAGACCCAGGCUGGUGAUGUCUCCGCCUACAUCCCAACCAACGUUAUUUCCAUUACUGACGGACAGAUCUUCUUGGAGAACGAACUUUUCCUCAAGGGUAUCCGACCCGCCAUCAACGUCGGUCUUUCCGUCUCCCGAGUCGGUUCCGCCGCCCAGAUGAAGGCCAUGAAGCAGGUCUCUGGUACCAUGAAGCUCGAUCUCGCCCAGUUCCGAGAAGUCGCUGCCUUCGCUCAGUUCGGUUCCGAUAUGGAUGCCGCCACCCAGCAGCAGCUCGCCCGAGGUACUCGACUCACUGAGCUCCUCAAGCAGAACCAGUACGAACCAAUGGACGUCGCCACCCAGGUCUGCGUCAUCUACACCGGUGUCCGAGGUCACCUCGAUGUCAUCAAGCCCGAGCAGGUCACUGACUUCGAAGCCAAGUUCGUCGACCACCUCCGAUCCGCCCAGACUGAUCUCCUCAACGGCAUCUCUAAGGAGGGUGUCCUCACCGAGGCUCUCGAAGAGAAGCUCAAGGGCGUCAUUGCUGACUUCAUCGCCACCUACACCGCUUAA